AUGGGAAACUCUCAAAGCGCGCACAAAAUCUCGGCGCAGGAUAGGGCUAUUCUGGAUAUGAAAAACCAGCGGGACAAACUGCGCCAGUACCAAAAACGAAUCACCGUCAUCACGACCCGCGAAACCGAGAUCGCAAAGGAAUGCCUGGCCAAGGGCGACAAGGCGAGAGCGCUCCUCGCGCUGCGCCGGAAGAAAUACCAAGAGUCGCUCCUCUCCAAGACGGACGCGCAGCUGGAGCAGCUGGAGAAACUGACCAGCAGCGUCGAGUUUGCGCUGGUGCAAAAGGACGUGCUGUUCGGCCUGCAGCAGGGAACGCAGGUGUUGAACAUGAUCCACAAGGAGAUGGGCGGGCUGGAGGGCGUGGAGAAGAUGAUGGGCGAGACCGAGGAGGCGCGCCGGUAUCAGCAGGAGAUCAGCGAGGCGUUGGCCGGCCAGAUGUCAAACGAGGACGAGGAUGAGGUCGAGGAUGAAUUGGAAGCGAUGGAGAGAGAGGUCGUUGGCCUCCCUGACGCGCCGAACAAGACGAUAGUGGGCGAGGGGACCCUGCCCGAAGUGCCCAAAACGGAGUUGGAACUGGAACAGGAGAAGAUACAAAAGCAGAAAGAGAGAGCGCGGCAGAGAAGAGUCGCCUUGGAGGCGUAA
Molecule: messenger RNA, 642 nt
Organism: Fonsecaea multimorphosa CBS 102226
Lineage: Eukaryota; Fungi; Ascomycota; Eurotiomycetes; Chaetothyriales; Herpotrichiellaceae
Exons: 2
Coding region: 1-642 (213 amino acids)
Biological process (GO): late endosome to vacuole transport via multivesicular body sorting pathway; vesicle budding from membrane
Cellular component (GO): multivesicular body; ESCRT III complex
Source: RefSeq, a predicted model, not a curated record